Messenger RNA from Dendronephthya gigantea, 1588 nucleotides. Its product is annotated as catalase-like. The transcript has 12 exons. Gene Ontology annotation, molecular function: heme binding; catalase activity. The record is from RefSeq and is a predicted model, not a curated record. Gene Ontology annotation, biological process: hydrogen peroxide catabolic process; response to hydrogen peroxide. Gene Ontology annotation, cellular component: peroxisome; mitochondrion; cytoplasm. Lineage: Eukaryota; Metazoa; Cnidaria; Anthozoa; Malacalcyonacea; Nephtheidae. The coding region runs from base 76 to 1575 and encodes 499 amino acids.
AUUGAUUAGGCAUCAAAUUCCUCUUCGUGCUUCGAGCUGCAAGCCACUAGGUGUAUCCCAGCAUACGUCCUCAAAAUGUCUAUCAAAGGAGCAGAUCAACUGGAGCAAUUCGCCCAAAGUAACCCGAAUCCUGGUAGAGCCACUACAGGGUUUGGUUGCCCGGUUGAAACAUGUACAGCAACAAUGACCGUUGGCGAACGUGGGCCAGUCUUGAUCCAGGAUAAUUUCUUCAUUGAUACAAUGACCCACUUUGAUCGUGAAAGGAUCCCCGAACGUGUGGUACAUGCUAAAGGUGGUGGAGCAUUUGGUACAUUCAAAGUGACACAUGAUAUCACAAAAUACUGCAAGGCAAAAAUAUUCUCUGAAAUUGGCAAGGAAACACCAUGCCUUGUUCGUUUCUCAACAGUUGGUGGUGAGUCUGGUAGUGCUGACACAGCUCGAGAUCCCAGAGGUUUCGCCAUGAAGUUUUACACUGAAGAUGGAAACUGGGACUGUGUUGGAAACAACACUCCAAUCUUCUUCAUUCGUGAUCCCAUCUUGUUCCCAAGCUUCAUUCAUACCCAGAAGAGAAAUCCUGUCACUCAUUUGAAAGAUCCAAAUAUGUUUUGGGAUUUCAUCAGUUUGCGUCCAGAGACAACUCACCAAGUAUGUUUCCUGUUUGCGGACCGUGGUGUUCCAAAUGGUUAUCGCCACAUGAAUGGAUAUGGCAGCCACACCUUCAAGAUGGUCAAUGACAAAAACGAGGCUGUUUACUGCAAAUUCCAUUUCAAGACUGACCAAGGAAUCAAAAAUAUUUUCCAAGCUGAAGCAGAACAGUUGGCUGGAUCUGAUCCUGAUUAUGCAAACAGAGAUCUUUAUGAAUCAAUCACUAAUGGCAAAUUUCCUUCAUGGACAUUGUAUAUUCAAGUGAUGACCUUUGAGCAGGCUGAGAAAUGCAAAUACAAUCCAUUUGAUCUCACAAAGAUUUGGCCACACGGAGAUCAUCCACUUAUCGAAGUUGGCAAAAUGACUUUGAACCGCAAUGCCGAUAACUACUUUGCUCAAAUCGAGCAGAGUGCUUUUGCUCCUGCGAACAUGGUCCCUGGAAUUGAAGCGUCACCGGACAAAAUGCUGCAGGGGCGUCUCUUCUCGUACCACGAUACUCAUAUUCAUCGUCUUGGCCUGAACUACCAUCAGCUCCCUGUCAACUGCCCGUACAAGUGUACACCGAAACAUUAUCAGAGAGAUGGUCCCCAGACGUUCGAAAUUCCAGAUGGUGCACCUAAUUAUUAUCCAAACAGCUUCAAGGGACCAGAGCCUAAUGAGAAAUAUCGCCAUCAUGUCCAAUCGUUCUCCGGGCAAUGCAAACGGUUUGAAUCAGGCGAUGAGGACAACUACUCCCAAGUGACAACAUUUUACAACAAAGUUUUGAACGAUGAAUCACGUGCUCGUCUCGUUUCAAAUAUCGCCGGACAUUUGAAAGAUGCCAAGGACUUCAUCCAAAAACGAGCGGUGAGCAAUUUUGCCCAAGUGAGCCCAGACUUUGGAGACAGGCUGACAAAGGCUUUGGAGGCUCACAAUAAGGCUCGUCUUUGAACUGUGGAUGAGG